AUGGGAAAACCAAAGUAUCUUAAGAAAAAGCAAGAGGCUACGGCAGUCUUUGUGCAGCACGCGAAUAACGAAAGCAACCAUGGUAACGAUCAAAUAAAAUCCGAGGGGGAGUUAAAGUCGUCCGGUGCUAUGAUCUCUUUUGCAAAUCCUACUUAUCGCCAAGGUGUUAACGACAUUCUGGUGGAAAAAAUCGAUCUCAGUUAUCAAAGCACUCCGCUACUCGAAAACGCUGUUCUAAACUUAGUGAACGGGAACCGCUAUGGUCUUGUAGGACCCAAUGGUUGUGGUAAGUCGACUUUACUUCGGGCACUGGGUUGCUACGAGAUCCCUUUUCCAUCUCAUGUUGACCGUUACUUUGUCUCGCAUGAAGUGGAGGCCUCGGACAUAACCGCACUCGAUGCGGUGUUGUCUGUUGACAAGGAGCGUGAGAGACUGGAAUUCGAAAUGGAGGAGUUGGCAGUUGCUGAUCAGGAGGAUGCCCACGUCUUGUCCCGCUUAGAUGAAAUUUAUAGACGGCUAGAUGAACUUGAUGCAAACACCGCGGAAAGUCGUGCAGGAAAGAUUUUAUUCGGCCUUGGAUUCACACCCGACAUGCAGAGGCGUCCGACUAAAUCGUUUUCGGGUGGAUGGCGUAUGCGCAUCUCUUUGGCACAGGCCCUCUUUAUCAAUCCCACAGUCUUGCUGUUGGAUGAGCCCACAAACCACUUAGACAUUGAGGCCGUAGUCUGGUUGGAGAACUACCUGAGUAAGUUCAAUAAGAUUCUUCUGAUGGUCUCACACUCACAAGACUUUAUGAACAACGUGUGCACCAAAAUAUGCCACAUGCAUCUCAAGCGACUCACGUACUAUGACGGGAACUAUGACCAGUAUUGUAUUACCCGCCUUGAGAAGGAAAGCAACCAGAUGAAGAAGUAUCAAUGGGAGCAGAAUCAAAUCAAAAGUAUGAAGGAAUACAUCGCUCGCUUUGGACAUGGGAGCGCGAAGCUCGCACGUCAGGCUCAGUCCAAAGAGAAGACGCUGGCCAAGAUGACCCGCGGUGGGCUCACCGAUGCGGUUGUGAAAGAUCGACAGAUUAACUUUGAGUUUCCAUGUUCUGGCUACCUGCCACCACCAAUGUUGCAGUUUAGGGAAGUCUCUUUUAACUACCCGGGAUGCGAACCACUUUUUCAGAAUCUCGAUAUCGGAGUCGAUAUGGACUCCCGGAUCUGCCUUGUGGGGCCUAACGGCGCAGGUAAGACGACAUUGACGAAGUUGAUGUGCCGUGAGCUGGAGCCGACGAGCGGUUAUGUCUCGAAAAACGCGCACUGUGUCAUGGCCCGUUUCCACCAGCAUUUUGUGGACCAAAUCAAUAUGGACCUAACACCGCUGGAGUGGAUGGCUCGAGAAUAUCCAGAUGUCACGGAGCCGUCAAUACUGCGCAGUUCGCUGGGAAAGUUCGGUAUCUCUGGCAAAAGUCAAAUGACUUCUAUGAAAACCCUUUCUGAUGGUCAGAAGUCGCGUGUCGUGCUGGCAUGGAUGGCAUUUAAAAGACCGCAUUUGAUGAUUUUAGAUGAGCCCACUAACCAUCUAGAUAUUGAAUCAAUUGACGCCCUGGCAGACGCAAUAAAUGCGUUUGAGGGUGCUGUGGUAGUAGUUUCACACGAUUUGCGCCUCAUCGCGCAAAUCGCGGACGAGAUUUGGAUUGUAGAUAAAGGUCAAGCAAAGCGGUUCGAAGGUGAUAUUGCGGACUAUAAAGAGCAUGUGCAGAACGAGGUUAAUCGGAUGAUACAAGAUUACGCAUCAAAGUUCUAG
Molecule: messenger RNA, 1791 nt
Organism: Phytomonas sp. EM1
Lineage: Eukaryota; Euglenozoa; Kinetoplastea; Trypanosomatida; Trypanosomatidae
Source: the annotation of a GenBank genome assembly